CAAAUUUCCCCACUUCCUCUGUCCACACACAGUCUCGCCUUCCCAUUACCACUCGGCUUCUCUGCAUGAAAACCAAAACAAGACUGUACGCUGCUGACAAUGGAGUCCACUGACUCAACUAGAGAGAGAGCAACAGGAAAGGAUGUGAAACAGGAUGCCAACAACACGGUGCUGAUGUCCAGCAAGCCUCUGCAUCGCUUCAUUAAAAACGAGCCCAAAAGUCUUGGGAUCGUCAUUGUGAUCUUUGGCUGUGCAGAGCUGCUGAUGGGAUUCAAUCUGGCCACUGAGAAUGAGAUCUACAAUUCUGGCAGGAUCUACAUUCCCUUCUGGCAGGGGCUUCUGUUUCUUGUCAGUGGAAGUCUGUCCAUCUACACUGAGGUACAUCCAUCCAAGAAGACGGUGACAGCGUGUUUGGCGAUGUAUGUGGUUUCCAUUCUGGGAAUUGUAGUCUCCUGUGGCUACAGGAUAUUCUGCCUUUCUCAUUUAAGCUACCUUCACUUCAGAUCCUACUAUUAUAGUAGAUAUGAUCAUUGGGAUCUUUACAGAGUGAUGCAGAAUUCGGGCAUUGAAGGCAUAUUGUUUACAUCCUCCCUGUGUGUGUCAGUGAUUCUCAUCUUGCUGUGUGUCUUUGCACGUUCAGCUCUGAAAUCCACACGCACUCAGGUUAUUGUCCAGCGAAUCCCGGCAGCACCACAGAGUGAAACACAGUCAAUCUGAAAACAAUCUUUUGUCUUUUUCUUCUGUUAAAUCUAAAACAGAUUUUCCCGUAAGUGUGAAUGUCAUAGUUUUGUACAGCAGGAAGGUGUGCACACAUGGCGCAUGGACUCAGAAAGGGGCGUGUGAACUUUUGUUAUCCAUUAAUGAUAUUUACUUCCACUAGCCUUUAACAUUAAUGAUAGAUGCUCUGUGUAUGUUUUUUUUUUU
This is a messenger RNA of Labrus mixtus (cuckoo wrasse), 924 nucleotides long. RefSeq names its product B-lymphocyte antigen CD20-like. Gene Ontology annotation, cellular component: membrane. The transcript is spliced from 7 exons. The coding region runs from base 100 to 717 and encodes 205 amino acids. The record is from RefSeq and is a predicted model, not a curated record. NCBI's taxonomy places the organism in Eukaryota, Metazoa, Chordata, Actinopteri, Labriformes, Labridae.